AUGCAUUCCGGCCACGGAGUACUUAGGCGGCGGCGCGAGCCCGGAUCGUACCUCUCGAUCCUGCUUCCCCUUAUCCUGCCAUAUCCAGAGCACGUUGGAGAAAUACAGGUUGAAGCUUUGUCGGAUUCCAUCCCGUCUGAAGCUCGGUCCGUACGAAAUUUGCCCGCAGAGAUAUCGAAUAGUCAGCCCAUACUUCAGCCCUUGCUCACUCUCAAGAUGGGUUCCAUGGCCACGACGCCACCCUUCGAGGUGCUCACGGAUGCCCGUCCCGAGGACCACUCCCUGCCGGCGUUCAUGGUGUCGACCACCCGGGGCUUUCUCCCCCGCAUGGACCCCAUCGUCACCCUUCCGCCCGAGUUUGACGCGCUGGAGUCGAUCCUCCAGCGGAUGCCGGUCAAGACGGCCUCGGGAGCACCCGGCCUUCUCGCCUUGGGUAAGCUUGGAGACGAGGUCGAGGGCGGGUUCCCAGACCUCACGGCGGCCAUGGAUCGGUACAAGGACGAUCUGCCGCUCAUGAACGCCCUGUACCGGGACUACUCCUUCCUCGCAUCGGCCUACCUGUUGGAGCCGUGCCACGGACGCUUCGUCAAGGGGGAGGGGUACGGCCUGGGCAGGCAAAUGCUUCCCCGGAAUGUUGCGCAGCCAAUCGCUCGAUGCGCUGAGAUCUGCGGCUUCCAGCCGUUCAUGGAGUACGCUGGCUCGUACGCGCUGUUCAACUACCGGCUGGAGGAGCCGGCGGCAGGUCUGGAGUACAGCAACCUGCGGCUCAUCCGGGCCUUUGAGCACGGGCUGGACCCGGAGUCGUCCGAGGCCGGCUUCGUGCUGGUGCACAUCGACAUGGUGAGGAACUCGGGCCCGCUCGUGGCGGGAACGGUGCAGUGCCUCGACGUGGCGUCCAAGAAGGCCUCACUCGAGCGCAGCUCCUUCAACGAGGGUCUCGGCAACAUGCUGGAAGCCAUGAAGAAGAUCAACGGCGUCAUGGAGACCAUGUGGGGCAAGUCACGGCCGACCGAGUACACGAGCUUCCGGACCUUCAUCUUCGGCAUCACGUCGCAGUCCAUGUUCCCCAACGGCGUCGUGUACGAGGGCCUCCACGACAACAAGCCACUGUCGUUCCGGGGCGAGAGCGGGGCUAACGAUUCGAUGGUGCCGCUCAUGGACAACUUUUUGCAGGUGCCGAUGCCGGACACACCGCUGACGGAGAUUCUCCAAGAUUUUCGCAAGUACCGGCCGAGCAAUCACAAGACAUUCCUUGCUCACGUCAAGGAGCGUUCUCUCGCGCUCGACCUCAAGACACGGGCGUUGGCAACGUCCAAGGAGGCGAGGGAGGCGUUGCAGAGCGACGAUGAGCGCGAGCUGCUGCGGGCGACGCGCAGCCUCUGGUUGCAGCUGCUCAACGAGGUGCGAGACUUUCGCUGGCGACACUGGUGCUUCGCGCGCGAGUACAUCCUCAAGCGGACGACUCACCCGACGGCGACGGGUGGCAGCCCUAUCGUGACCUGGCUGCCGAACCAGCUCGAGGCCGUGCUGGCCGAGAUGGAGGCCAUCGGCCGGAUCUCGCGGGAAGAGGGCGACGGUCGGGGGCUUGGGACAACGUGCGACGACAUCAUGGAGGCGGCGUUGCGUCAGCGGGAGACGCUGCGUAAGGAAGUGGACAAGUAUUGCGCCGAACGCGGCGUCACACGCACGUAA
Drechmeria coniospora is the source of this 1692-nucleotide messenger RNA. Its product is annotated as indoleamine 2,3-dioxygenase-like protein. The coding region runs from base 1 to 1692 and encodes 563 amino acids. The transcript is spliced from 2 exons. The record is from RefSeq and is a predicted model, not a curated record. NCBI's taxonomy places the organism in Eukaryota, Fungi, Ascomycota, Sordariomycetes, Hypocreales, Ophiocordycipitaceae. Gene Ontology annotation, molecular function: metal ion binding; heme binding.